GCUCCUCUCCACUUUACUCCUUUCCCUCCAAUGGUUUCUUGUUGACUUCCGCCUCACCUUUCCCCUUUUCCCUCUCUAUCCGGCCACUCAAUUCUCUUCCCAAUCUCUCUGAAUCCGAAGAAAAUCGAAGGAGGAAAGCAACAAAUGGCGGUUGACCUAAUGAGUUUCAGGAAGGUCGACGAUCAGAUUGCGAUCCAGGAAGCAGCCGCUCAAGGCCUGCAGAGCAUGGAGCACCUCAUCCGCGUCAUGUCCCGUCACCAACAGCAGUCCAACAACAGCCACACCACCGCCGCCGAUUGUACGGAUCUCACGGAAGUCACCGUCUCCAGGUUCAAGAAGGUCAUCUCCCUCCUCAACCGCACCGGCCACGCCCGCUUCCGCCGCGCUCCCCUCCACCCUAAUUCCUCCUCUUCCUCCUCCUCCUCCGCCGCUGCCGCCGGAUCGCCGCCGCUUUCGUCGCCUUCUUUCCCGACACCUCCAGCUCAAUCGAUCGCUGCGCAUCGCGUUGCGGCCGUGCAGCCGAGGCCGGCGGUCAUCCAAUUGACGCCUACUCCUCCUCCGCCUCCUCCACCGGUGGUGUCUUCGAGCUUCGUGCAGUCGCAAUCGCAGAGUUUGACUCUUGACUUCACGAAACCUAACAUUUUCGGCUCGAAUUCCAAGAGCGUGGAGCUGGAGUUCGCCAAGGACAGCUUCAGCUGCUCGUCUAAUUCGUCCUUCAUGUCCUCCGCGAUUACCGGCGACGGAAGCGUCUCGAACGGGAAGCUAGGGUCGUCGAUCUUCCUGUCCCCGCCGACGGCUUCCGCCGGGAAGCCGCCUCUCUCGUCGGCGCCUUACAGCAAGAAGCGGUGCCGCGAGCACGAUCACUCCGAAGAUCUGUCCGGGAGAUUCUCCGGCUCCACCACCACCAGCGGCGGCAAGUGCCAUUGCUCCAAGAGACGAAAAAAUCGGGUGAAGAAAACAAUUCGGGUCCCGGCGAUUAGCUCGAAGAUCGCUGAUAUCCCGCCGGACGAGCAUUCUUGGAGAAAGUACGGCCAGAAGCCGAUCAAGGGCUCACCUUACCCAAGGGGUUAUUACAAAUGCAGCACGAUGAGGGGGUGUCCGGCGAGGAAGCACGUAGAGAGGGCGACCGACGAUCCGUCGAUGCUGAUCGUAACCUACGAAGGCGAGCACCGGCACGUGCAGCCCGCCGCGGUGGUGGCUGGUUCCGGCGGAGUAGGACUGGUGUUUGAGUCGACGUAAUAGGGCACUGCAGAGCUGAGAUUUUAAUGUUAGGUUAGGAAAAGUUAGUUCGGAAAGGAAAGCAAAAUGGCAAGGGGAAAAGAUGAAGGGCUCGUCGGAGUUGUUGUUUUGUGUAUUAUUUUGAAGGAGGUGGGAGGGUGGUUGACUGGUUUGUUGAGUUGGAUGUACAUUUUUUUUCUUCUUCUUCCUCCUUUUGUUUCUUGUGGUGGUGAGAGAGAUGAAUCUGGCAAAAGAGAUAUGUCCAGAAAUGUGAAUUGAUUGGAAACCAGAAACCGUCCGGAUUUUAAUUUUAGGAGGUGCGUGCUCUUAUGUCGGGAUGGGUGUUGGUUGUGCGUCAUUUUCCCAAUCUCCUCGGCUUGGUUAGGUGAAAGAUUUUAAUUUGACAAAUGAUUCGC
Molecule: messenger RNA, 1634 nt
Organism: Linum tenue
Lineage: Eukaryota; Viridiplantae; Streptophyta; Magnoliopsida; Malpighiales; Linaceae
Source: the annotation of a GenBank genome assembly